Molecule: messenger RNA, 2400 nt
Organism: Coccinella septempunctata (seven-spotted ladybird)
Lineage: Eukaryota; Metazoa; Arthropoda; Insecta; Coleoptera; Coccinellidae
Product: protein asteroid
Exons: 1
Coding region: 49-2235 (728 amino acids)
Molecular function (GO): nuclease activity
Source: RefSeq, a predicted model, not a curated record
AAAUAAAUGAUUUUCCUGAAGUGUUUAUUGUCUGGAAGUAAAUAAAGUAUGGGUGUGAGAGGUUUUACAACAUAUAUGUCCAAACAUUCGCACCUUUUCCAUGAAUCAUUGGAGUUGAAAAAUUGUUACAUUGUUAUUGAUGGAAGUGGUGUGGCAAUAAAUUUGUAUGUCUGGCAUACAAGGUCCAACGAUUAUUAUGGAGGCGAUUAUGAUAAUUAUUCUAACACCGUAUACAAAUUCUUCAACUUACUGAAAAAAUGUAACAUUACUCCCAUAAUACUUUUUGAUGGGGGCUAUGAGAACCGUAAAUUGAGAACUGUCUUCAGUCGUAUGAGGAGCCGAAUAUGUUCAAUCAAAAAAAUGAAUAGUUCAUCAGGAAAAAAUAUAACAAUUUAUCCUUUGUUCACCAAGGAAAUAUUCCAAGAUAUAGCGUUAUCACUAGGUAUCAAAUGUAUAAGAAAUGACCAUGAAAGUGAUAGUGAAGUUGCCUGCUUAGGAAGGUACCUAGACUGCCCUAUUUUAGGAUAUGACUCAGAUUUUUAUUUUUUUGACACAGUCUACAUACCAUUCGAUAAAUUCGAGAUGAGAACAGUUGGCCAGUAUAUUAAGGAAACUAAAAGUUUUGAGCAUCACAUACCUUGUGAAAUGUAUAGGAUUGAUAACUUUCUAAAUCAUUUUGGUGGCUUAGACAAGACAAAUUUACCUUUACUUCCAGUACUCCUAGGAAAUGAUUAUGUGAAGAAAAAUAUCUUUUCAGCCUUCUACAAACAUGUUAAGUUGAAAAAAUCAAAAUCUGAAAAUGAUCAACAAAGACUGAUAAAAACAGUUAUCUAUUGGCUUCAACAUGAAACCUUCGAGUCUGCUGUUGCAAAAAUUUUAGGACGCUUUAAGGCAAAAAGAAGGAGAUUCAUAUCAUUCAAACUCAAAAGUGCUAUGAAGGGAUAUCUACAAGUAAGUAGUACAAUAAUUGAAUGCCUAGAAGACAUAGGUGUUACUACAUGCAAAGAAGAGAAUGAUAUUAAUAUUCUCAACAUUGAACCAACAUUUGAAGAUGGGGAAGAAGAAUCUAAUUCUGAUGCCAGUGAUUGUGAUAACUUGGAAGAUAGUUCAGAGUUGAGUGAAAUGGAAAUAUCUGAAUUGGAUGAAAACAACGACUGUGACCUAGGAAUAGAUUUUGAUUCUGAAAGUCCUGAAACUGUAUCAAGUGAUGAUUCCUGUUUUAUAGAAAAAUAUAGACAAUGUCUGCUACCCCAAUGCUUUGCAGAUAUUAAAUGGAAAAACAUGUAUUUUUGUCUUCCACUAAUUGAAAACUAUGUUGAUCCUAACAGUCAUAAGAUAAGUUUGCGUAUUUUAGUUAGUAUCCAUAAAAUCUUGAAUCCACUGAAGGACAAACCUUUGAUUUGUAUUUGGAGAUGUGAAGAUACAAGUAUAAAAAGAGAAAAACAAGAAGUUUGCAAAGAUGAUCUACCAAACUUGUCAGAUAUACAAAAAUUAGAUAAAUAUCUACGGAAGCUUUACUUUUUUGAAAUUCUCAAUAUCGAUGAGACAUACCAAAAAUUCUUGGACAUGUUCCCUUCUGAUUGGCAUUUAUUCUUAAUAUCUCUCUACUACUGGAAAGAGAAAUCAGAAAAAGUGAUAGACACAUCUUAUAUUUAUUCUAUGAUUAUAUGUGCAAUAGUUCGUAAUUUUGUUGAUUCAAAAAUUGGAUUCUGCAGGUCUCCAAAAGCAUUCGCCAGAAAGUAUAAAGUUAAGAAUGUAAAUGCCUUGAAAUCCACUAACGUUGUACCUCCAGAAUCAAUUAUAGAAUCCUUGGAAAAUAUUGAAUAUGAUGAGAGUGUAUUGUGUUUACGAGCAUUGUUAAAUUAUUUUUGUUUACAGCCUAAGAAACCUAUCGAUAAAAGGUUGAAUGAAGCCUCAGUUGUUGGUUAUUAUUCAGAAUUUCAAAGUUGUGCCCUACAUAUAAAAUAUUUAAAUGCAUUACUCUGUUUUCCUUUUGAAAAUAUGGCAAUUUGGAAUUUUUUCAGUGGUACAUUCUUAUAUAAUAGUGUGGUAGAUUUUAGAAGAAGGUCUAACCUGAAGUCUUAUAUAGAAAUUCUAUUCAAAGAUUGCACAACUGUUAUUUUCAGUUUACAACUAAUAAUGAAGUACAUAGAACAAUAUUUUGGUGAGAUAAGUGAAAGUGAUGCCAAGAAACGAAGAAAGAAAAAAAAAGCUAAGCAAGGGAGAGAUGAUUAAAAACUAAGUGCUCUGAAAAACUAGGAAUUCAUUCAUAUGAUAUAUUUUUAUUACACAGUUUUACUAGCCCGUAAUUGAUUUCCAGAAUAAAAUUUAUUUUAUUCAAAUCAUAACUUCACUUGAAAACGUGCUAUGAGCUCAAUAAAUUUAACUUUCCACAAAUUA